GAGAAACAGAUGUUCCAAGUGGAGAUCAUGACAAGGAACAGAAAGAUCCUUAUUUUGUGGAGACGCCCUAUGGUUAUCAACUAGACUUAGAUUUCCUCAAAUAUGUGGAUGACAUACAGAAAGGAAACACCAUCAAGAAACUAAACAUCCAGAAGAGGCGGAAGCCUUGUGUGCCAUGCCCAGACACGAGGGCCAUCCCAGGUCAGCAAGGUAUAUGGACUUCCACUGAAUCCCUCUCCUCCUCCAGCAGUGGUGACAACAAGCAGUGCCCCAGCUUCCUCGUGAACAGGAGCCAGGUUACAUCAACUCCAAUCCCAAGGCCACCCGCCCCUCUGGAGACCUCACCUACUUUUCUUACUGUCCCAGAGAGUCGACAGCUGCCACCACCCUCGCCACAACUCCCAAAGCACAACCUUCAUGUCACCAAGACCCUGAUGGAGACCCGGAGGAGACUGGAACAGGAGAGAGUCACCAUGCAGGUGGCACCGGGUGAGUUCCGGAGGCCCAGGCUGGCCAGCUUUGGAGGCAUGGGCUCUACAAGCUCUCUCUCCUCCUUGAUGGGUUCUGGAAACCACAAUCCUGCCAUGCACCAGCUUCAGAAUGGUUACCAAGGCAACGGGGAUUAUGGUGGCUAUGCCCCAGCUGCUGCCACUUCCUCCAUGGGGAGCUCCAUCCGUCACAGCCCCCUGAGCUCAGGGAUCUCCACUCCAGUGACCAAUGUGAGCCCCAUGCACCUGCAGCAAAUCCGUGAGCAGAUGGCCAUUGCCCUGAAACGCCUGAAGGAGCUUGAGGAGCAGGUGAGAACCAUCCCUGUGCUCCAGGUGAAGAUCUCUGUUUUGCAAGAGGAGAAAAGGCAGUUGGCCUCACAACUGAAAAACCAAAGAGCUGCAUCCCAGAACAAUGUGUGCGGUGGUGUGAGGAAGCGGUCCUACAGCGCAGGGAACGCGUCCCAGCUGGAACAGCUCUCCAGGGCCCGGAGAAGUGGUGGGGAAUUAUACAUUGACUAUGAGGAGGAAGAGGUGGAGAGCGUAGAGCAGAGCACACAGAGGAUAAAGGAGUUUCGGCAGCUCACAGCAGACAUGCAGGCCCUGGAGCAGAAGAUCCAGGACAGCAGUGGGGAGGCCUCCUCGGAGCUCAGGGAGCACGCGGGGUGUCAGUCCCAAGAGUGCCGGUCCGUGGCCGUGGGUGCCACUGAGAGAGUGGACGACACGGUCGUGUGCCGCUGGGGCUCCAGGUCCUGUAAGGACGCCGCUGUAGGGACAGUCAUUGAGAUAACGAAUACUGGAGUCGGCGUGACAGAGACCAUGCUUGGAGUGACUACUGAAGCUGACAGAGAAAUUGAGCUGCAACAGCAGACUAUAGAAGCCUUGAAGAGGAAGAUCUGCUGCCUGGAAGUGCAGCUUAAAGAAACCACCCUUGACCAGGAGAUGACUAAGCUCAAACAAGAGCUGCAGGCUGCUAGAUCGAGGAAAAAGGUUGACAAAGCCAUGAUGGCCCAGCCCCUUGUUUUCAGCAAGAUGGUGGAAGCAGUGGUGCAGACAAGAGACCAAAUGGUUGGCAGUCAUGUGGACAUGGUUGACACAUGUGUUGGGAACUCUGUGCAAACAAGUAGCGUAGGCAUCUCCUGCCGGCCCAAUUGUGAGAAUAAAGUGCUGGGGCCUGAGCUGCCCAUGAACCGGUGGGUUGUUAAAGAAAGGGUGGAAAUGCAUGACCAAUGUGCUGGGAGGUCUGUGGAGACGUGUGACAAGAGCGUGGGUGUGGAAGUCAGUGUGUGUGAAACAGGCAGCAAUACGGAGGAGUCCGUGAGCAACCUGACACUCCUCAAGACCAAUCUGAAUCUCAAAGAAGUGCGAUCGAUCGGCUGUGGAGAUUGCUCUGUCAACGUGACUGUCUGCUGUCCCCGGGAGUACACCUCCCGGAGUGUGAACACGGACGCUGUGAGCCAGGGGGAAGCUGCUGUCAUGGCCGUGCCUCAUACCACAAGCCGGCACACUAGUACAGUUUUGGACCAGGUGGACCAGUUCACCAACACUGAGAUGGCCACCCUUACAGAAUCCUGCACCAACACUUGCCUCAGCACCUCGGACAAGCAGACCAGCACGCAGUCAGUGGAGAUGCGGACGGUGGCGAUAGGAGAAGGCCGCGUCAGGGACAUCAACUCUGCCAAGCUGCGGUCCAUCGGAGUCGGAACCGUGCUCUCGGGCAGUUCUGGGUUUGACAGGCCGUCGGCUGUGAAGACCAAAGAGUCAGGUGUGGGGCAGAUAAAUAUCAACGACAACUAUCUGGUGGGCCUCAAAAUGAGGACCAUCGCUUGUGGUCCUCCCCAGUUGGCCGUGGGGCUGCCAGCCAGCAGGAGCGUGGGUGUUGGGGACGAGCCUGUGGGAGAGCUGAUGGAGAGCCCCCAGGCGCAGGCCCCAUUGGGGAUGAUGACGGGUUUGGAUCACUACAUCGAGCGUGUCCAGAAGCUGCUGGCAGAGCAGCAGACGCUGUUGGCCGAGAACUACAGUGAACUGGCAGAAGCUUUUGGGGAACCUCACUCACAGAUCGGCUCCUUGAACUCGCAGCUCAUCAGCACCUUAUCUUCAAUCAACUCUGUCAUGAAGUCUGCAAGCACUGAAGAGCUGAGAAACCCUGACUUUCACAAAGUGGGUCUGGGUAAACUCACAGGCAAUACUUUGGAAUGCACCCGUAAGUGCGGAGGCCUUAAGUCAGGAGGACCACUAAACACCCAGACAUCCCAGCAUAAGCAAGAGGCGGGGACCACGCUAGGGAGGCCCGUCGGCAGCCAGGAUGCCUUCUCCUUGCAGGAAAGCACACUGCCUCACGUGAACCUCACCGACGACCAGAUGGCCGCUGGCCUCUAUGUAUGUACUAACAAUGAAAGUACACUGAAAUCCAUCAUGAAGAAGAAAGAUGGCAACAGGGAUUCAAAUGGAGCAAAAAAGAAUCUUCAAUUUGUUGGCAUCAAUGGAGGGUAUGAAACAACCUCAAGUGAUGAUUCCAGCUCAGAUGAAAGCUCUUCUUCCGAGUCAGAUGACGAGUGUGAUGUCACUGAGUGCCCUCCUGAGGAAGAGGAGGAGGACGAGGAGGACGGAGACACUCGGGGAGUGGCGGAAGGCCGCCAGGCAAUUAAUAUUGAAGGUUUCGAGUCCGCCAGGGUGGAAGAUGAAAUGCAGGUUCAAGAAUGUGAACCUGAGAAGGUGGAAAUCAGAGAGAGGUAUGAAUUAAGUGAAAAGAUGUUGUCUGCAUGCAACUUAUUGAAAAAUAAUAUAAAUGACCCCAAAGCUUUGACCAGCAAGGAUAUGAGGUUCUGUCUGAACACUCUCCAGCACGAGUGGUUCCGCGUGUCCAGUCAGAAGUCAGCCGUCCCGGAGAUGGUGGGGGACUACAUCGCCGCUUUUGCGGCCAUCUCCCUGGACAUCCUCCGUCACAUCAUCAACAUGGCGGACGGCAAUGGGAACACGGCCCUGCAUUACAGCGUGUCCCACUCCAACUUCGAGAUUGUGAAGCUGCUCCUGGACGCUGACGUGUGUAACGUGGAUCACCAGAACAAGUGUUCCAUUCCUGUAAUUCUUAAGGAGUAUUUGGGGGCUUAUUUUUACCUCCCACACAUCCAUUUGUGUGGCCAUCCAGGCCACCUCCCUUCACGGCCCAGCUUGGUGACAUUUACUGUGUGCAAACUGAUACUCCCGUUAUCAGUUUGCCAAAGACAGAGGGUUAAUAGGCUUACCCACCAAAUUCACUACAGGAAGAAGGUGAUGGGCAUGUAUAGGAAUCAGCAUACUAAAGGGAAUAAACAGAUUUACACUAAAGAACCAAAUUCAGUGUAGGCAAGUCCACUAGGAAGAGAGGAUCAGGCCCCUGGUCCAUUCGGAAAUCUGGACUGCUAGUCAUUGCAAGCUGGUGUUCCUGGGUGACUAGAACCAGAUAAGACAGUGAAGCACUUUUCCACCCAAAUGAAGUGAAGGCCGUGUGCCCUUAGUGCCCAUCAGAGUGAAGAUGUGAGCUUCCAUCAGCAAGGUAUCCAGCUGUCUCAGCCUCUUUACAUUCAGCUCCCCACUCCUGCUCGGCCUGUUCUCAUCAUCACUCAAGCUUUCCCCCCUGUUCCAAGCUGUCCCCAUUCCCUGGUAACCCCUCGCCUGGGAAACGUUCUAAGGAAAGCUGCUGCUUUGGAUGUCACCAGUCCAAAGUGGAGGAGUACAAACAGGUGAAGGCAUGGGAAGUAACCUUUGAGUGGUGACGUGGCUCAAAGGUCCAGAGGUCCCAGAGGCUGGACUGGGCUGGGCUGGGCUGGUUCUGUUCUGGAAGUUUAUCUGUGGAGCACAGGUUUGGGCCAGAGCUUCCAUCAGUUCAAAACACUGAAAUGUUAAAGGGAAAGUGUCCUCCUUUGUGUUAGCCAUCAGAUCCCAGGAGCCAGGCCAGCAGAAAGAGCAGCCUGGAGCACGGGCACUGCGGUCGCACCCGGUUCCCUUGACUUCUCCGGAGCAGAGGGAGUCCCAGCUUAUCUUGCCUCAAGAACAGUUUGUGUUUCAUGUGUUUUGCUUUCUGUCUGUUUGCUUUUAUUCCUACUCAGCAAAGAACAGCUUGUAGACACAGGCAUAAGAGGCCAUAGAGCCACAGGGACUUGCAGAAGUCUUGGGCACCUCAGCAAAUUGUUUGUUUCCUUACCCUUAAAGGAGUAGGAGGCAUCCAACAGGCCUCAGGAAGAAAAGUGUCUCCCAGGAUCCACAGAGUGGGAGGAAGGGACCACAAGAUUCAGAAUUGUGACCAGUUACCAGAAGGGAGUCCUUAUUCCAAGAUGAGACAGAAAAUAAGUUGUGUUUAUAAUCCCCUUCAUGCUCCUUUAUAUCCAUCUAAAUCCAUGAAAUUUAAUGGAAAGCAAACAUCUGCUUGGAAAUUUUUCUUCCCCAUAUUUAGUGUUUCCCCUCCUAUUUCCAUAAAAUACAUUUCCAUAGGCCUGGAUUCAGUGUGUGCUCAUGGAUGUAACUCGGGGCAUUCUACAGGGGGGAUUGGGGCUGUAGGAUCAUCUCUCUCCCCACGAGGAAAGUUAAGAGAUCUUUGACAAAUGGCAAGGCAUCAAAACAUAUAGCAGGGUACUGGCCUGCUGAUAGGUAAUUUUCAGAAGAGGAGACAAAGUAUAUUUCUACCCCAACUCCCCCUACUGCCCCCUGCUGGUGGGUAGAAUGGUUGCAUAAGAGUUCUUGGGCAGCUUGCAUAGUUGAGAUCCAGGUGUGCAGACCUAUGAGUGCCACUGUGAGGGGAGGACAGAGGGAAUGGGGUUAUUCUCUUGACAAUGGUUUCCUUUUGGUGAGCACUGUGCUCCAUCCAUCCUUGUAUCCUUAGGGCUUAGCACCUCGAGGUCUGGCAAAGUUUCCUAAAGGACUGAGCAAAUUUGGGGAACCUUAUCAAUUACUGGAGAGUAUUUUGUUUUCCUACCCUUGGGCUGUCUGGAAGUCUGAGACCCCCAACCUGGCU
Manis pentadactyla (Chinese pangolin) is the source of this 5475-nucleotide messenger RNA. It is a transcript of the gene KANK1, whose product is annotated as KN motif and ankyrin repeat domains 1. Bases 435 to 3830 code for a protein of 1131 amino acids. Gene Ontology annotation, molecular function: protein binding. The transcript has 7 exons. Gene Ontology annotation, biological process: negative regulation of actin filament polymerization. The record is from RefSeq and is a predicted model, not a curated record. NCBI's taxonomy places the organism in Eukaryota, Metazoa, Chordata, Mammalia, Pholidota, Manidae. Gene Ontology annotation, cellular component: cytoplasm; cytoskeleton.